UUUAGUUAACCAGCCUUUGACGAUUUUAAACAGAGUUUGUUGGCUAGACAUUUUUCUUUGGAUCUUAAAAAUGCUUUUUUUCGUAUCAACAUGAAGAAUGCACAGUUAUCUCUGGUGUUUGUUGUCACUUAAAAUAGAGACAAAAGAAGCAAGAUACUUUUGAUAUGGAGACUUUCGCACCAGCUGGCAAUUGAAUCAACAGGAUUUUUGUGAUGACUUUGCUCCUAUUUGUGCACUUCCUUCUACUGGGGUUAAGGGUCAUUGACUGCACAGCAGACACAUGGAGACGCUGCACAGAUAUGCUUCCUUUGGAUCUAUUGUCUUUUGUCCUCGAGAGGGACACCUCCAAACUGGUACCAGGGGUGCACAUGAAGCAGGCCGGAGGGGUGAGGGGCAUUCAUUUCUCAAGCCCUCAUACCUCAUUGAGCUUUCCCUCCUCCCAGCUGCUGGUCAACUGCGACCUCCUCCCGAAACAAUUCUCCAUUGUUUUGACACUAAAGGUCACCAGCAGUGCGCCCAAGAGAAAUGAAUACAUCUUUUCCUUGACGGAGCCAAAAAAAGUAGAGAAAGCAGGAGUGGGUGAGGAAGAAGAGGAGAACAAUAAGCGGGACCUUUUGGAAAAUAGGGGUGUCAGUGGAGUGGAGCAACAUGGACAGGGGGAGAAGGAGAGGCGAGUCAAGAGUAAUAAGGAGCCUGGACGCAUCAUCUUGGGACUGAGGCUCUCCAACAACCGUCUGCACUUCAUUCUUAAAGGUCACGGAGGGGUCGUGGAUCAUUGGGUGUUUCGAGGUGCACGAUUGGAUGACAACCAGUGGCACACGAUGGUGUUAGUCAUUGGUAGUCGUCAUGUCAGGCUCACUGUGGACUGCAACUCACCUCUGGAAAUAGUUCCCUCCGCGCCUUUCCCCUCAGACCUCAACAUUCAAGGAGCGAGAUUUCACAUUGGCAGUCGGGGAAGAUGGAAAGGCUUGUAUUCAGGUCUGUUGCGGCAGCUGGUUUUGGUGCCAGGUUUGGACGCCACCCAUUACAUCUGCCCCUCCUCUAACCCCCAACUAGCAGUUCUGUCAGUACCACCGCUUCUCUCAGACCUUUCUGUCAUAGGGACAGAGGGUGACAACCAUGUGACUUCUUAUGAGACAGAGGAGCGAGUGUCAGUGGGGUCAGAGCGGCCGUGCUCAGCGACGUUACAAGGCCAGAUGUGGUUCAAUCCACUCAGUAAAGGCCUCUACCUCUGUGACGGUACUUUGUGGAUCACCGUGUUAGAGGAUCAUAAACGACUGGACUAUGUGUCAGAACACCAGGUCCUCCCCACCAGCUCUGAGACACAUGAUGUAGAGGUGUUCCAGAUACCUGGCCUGGGUAUGAUGGCGGCUAUGGCUCACAGGUCAGCCUCUGGCUCCGCUGUGUAUCUGUGGAACAACGAAGGUUUCCAACUCUACCAGAAUAUCAGCACAUAUGAAGCUCUGGCUUGGAGACACUUCAGCAUUGGCAAAAAGGUUUAUCUGGUGGUUUCUAACUCUGGAGGAGGGCCAAACAAGCGUAAACAGCCAGAGAAUGACUUUUCUGUGAUUUACAAGUGGAGCAAAAGAAGAAAAGUAUUUGUGCGGUUCCAGACUCUGCAGACUCAUUGUGCACGCGACUGGGAGGCAUUUAAAAUCAAUAAACAAAUCUAUCUCGCUGUAGCCAAUCACAGACACGGAGAUAAAAAUCACACCAUAGACAGUGUGAUAUACAGAUGGAACAGGUUAACAAAGUCUUUUGAGGUCCACCAGAUGCUGCGGACCUCAGGGGCUUACGACUGGGAGUUCUUCACAGUCGGACCGUACCAUUUCCUUGUGGUCGCAAAUGCUUUUGAUGGAGUGACAACCUCUGUUGAUUCAGUCAUCUAUAUUUGGGUCAAUGGAAGCUUCCAGGUGUUUCAGACAAUAAAGACGUUCUGCGCCACAGACUGGGAAAUGUUUCAGAUUGGCAGUAGAGUCUUCUUGGUUGUAGCCAAUGGACACAGACUCCAGGGUAAUGGGCCCAGUCAAUAUGCCAUCAACUCCACCAUCUACGAAUUGGACAUGAUUGGACAGCUGUUUGUCCGCUUCCAGGAUAUAGUCACCUACAGUGCAGUGGACUGGGAGUUCUUCAGCCUCGGGGAGGAAUAUUUUCUGGUUGUCGCUAACUCCUUCAACGGGGAAUCGUACUCUCUCAACAGCGUUCUCUACAGGUGGCAGGGAUAUGAAGGAUUUGUUCCUAUUCAUUGGCUCCCGACGAUUGGAUGCAGUGACUGGGAGUUUUUUAGCUCUAAAGGAGAAUCAUAUCUGAUCUAUUCAAGUGCCAAAGCACCUCUUGCCAAAAUCUUUAAACUGAAAACUUAUUAGGAAAAAAGGAGAGUGCACUGUGUUUUUUUGUAUGAACCUGUUCUCAUUCUUCUUUGGAAGUGUCCAAGUGUUCCUGUGUGAGAAGAUUUUUUCCAUUAUAUUUAAAAUAUGUGAUUGGGUUUAAGCAAAUGUGGCUUUUCUCUUCUUAUUUAUAUAUUGCCAGGGCCAUAGCAGCAAUUUAGGUCAUGACUUUAAUACUGUUUUGGGGAUUAUUGGGGUUAAACAACAUGAGGGACAACAUGCAUAGGUUGAGAAAAAUGUGAGUAAUGAGAACAUUUCAUAGAUUUUUUGCGGCGACUACUAGAAAUGCCCCAGAGGUUUUGGCUAGUAUGCAGCUCUGCAUACAACCGUUAGUGCUAUAAGUUAACAACGCAUGUACCUCAUAAUAACCCAAAUAUCACAAGCACAAUAUUUUAAUGAGAGUUUAUCUGUCUAUUUGUGUGCAUUGUCUGACAGAAAUGUAUACAGCUAUGUGAGAUUUAUAUAUUUCUGUUACAACAUUUAAUAUGAAAGAUAUUUAACAUUUUGUUUAUUAACUGCAUUUAUGAAAUUGGACUGAUUGUUACUUAUUGCAUUAA
This is a messenger RNA of Eleginops maclovinus (Patagonian blennie), 2944 nucleotides long. RefSeq names its product thrombospondin-type laminin G domain and EAR repeat-containing protein-like. The transcript is spliced from 13 exons. Gene Ontology annotation, biological process: signal transduction. The coding region runs from base 213 to 2366 and encodes 717 amino acids. NCBI's taxonomy places the organism in Eukaryota, Metazoa, Chordata, Actinopteri, Perciformes, Eleginopidae. The record is from RefSeq and is a predicted model, not a curated record.